UUCCUGCCUGUAAACGAAAGUGAAAUUAAGUGUCGGGAUUUUAAAGGCAGAGUCGCUAUUUUAUCAAGAAACAUUUUAUCAAGAUUCUGGAAUAAUGUAAAGAUAUUCUAUGUUUCAAGAGGCUCCAGCAGGAAUCAUCUGGUCGGGAUCAGCAUAGAAAUGGAUGGAUCUGCUUCUGAAAUGCGCCCCCCUGUGGGGUGUAACAGAAAGAGCCCUGAGAGUGUCCUGAUGGAGAGAGCAGGCUCACUUGUACCCAGCUGUGUUUCCCUGAAGAGUGACGCAUCAAUGCAUCAACCACUCAACUUCAGAGAGGGACCUUUUCAUAUAGAUCAACGAGAUCAAAUGGAAGAUUGCAGUUCAGAUCUACAUGAUAAAUCGGGUUUAUCAUCCAUAUUGAAGUCGCUAGAGGAAAAAGCCAUGAAGUUCCUAAAGGAGGAACUGGAGACGUUUGUGAGGCACCUAGAUCAGAAUUACCCAGAAUGCUCUGAGCCUCAGCUGGAGGAGGACAAUGACCUGGACUGUGAUGGUCAGAUGCAGAAGACCAGUGUUAGAGAGGUAGCUCUGAAGAUCACACUGUACGUCCUGAGGACCAUGAAGCAAGAUGAUCUUGCUGACCUGCUGGACAAGAGACAGCUCAUGCUGCAGGAAUUCAAACGUAAACUUAAGAAGCAAUUUGAUUGUGUAUUUGAAGGGAAAGCUAAGGAAGGACAGCCAACACUUCUCAGUGAGAUUUACACAGAACUCUACAUAACUGAAGGUGGGACUGGAGCAGUCAAUGAUGAACAUGAAGUGAGACAGAUUGAAACAGCAUCCAGGAAAAGGCGAACAGAAGAUACUACAGUCAAGUGCAAUGAUAUAUUUAAACCCUUAUGUGGGCGUAAGACACCGAUCAGAACUGUACUCACUAAAGGGGUGGCAGGUAUCGGGAAAACAGUCUCUGUGCAGAAAUUUAUUCUCGACUGGGCAGAAGGAAAAGCAAACCAGGAUGUUCACUUCAUAUUUGCUCUUCCUUUCCGGGACCUGAAUUUGAUUAAGGAUGAAUACAGUCUGAUUAAACUUCUUCACCACUUUGUCCCAGAACUGAAAUCAUUUCAAUCCACUGAGCUGUUUAGCUCCAAAGUCUUGUUCAUCUUUGAUGGCCUGGAUGAGUGUCGCCUUCCUCUCGAUUUUCAGAACAAUGAGAGCUGGUUUGAUGUAACAAAGAAAACGUCACUGGAUGUGCUGUUGACUAACCUCAUUAAGGGGAAUCUGCUCCCAUCCGCUCUCCUCUGGAUAACCUCCCGGCCAGCAGCAGCCAAUCAGAUACCUGCUAAGUGUGUCCACCAGGUGACAGAGAUACGAGGGUUCAGUGAUGCCCAGAAGGAGGAGUAUUUCAAGAAGAGAUUUAAUGAUCAGAGCCUGGCCAGCAGGAUUAUCACACAUGUGAAAUCAUCAAGGAGCCUCUUCAUCAUGUGCCACAUACCUGUGUUCUGCUGGAUUUCAGCCACUGUGCUUAAGAGGCUUUUUAGUGAGACUGACACGGGAGAAAUUCCAAGGACUCUGACUGCAAUGUACACACACUUCCUGAUCUUUCAGACAAGUUUGAAAAAUGACAAGUAUAGGCUACCGACAAGUUGGUACAGGAAAAUGGUGGUGAGAUGGAUGAAAAACCAUGAAACUAAGCUUAAGGAAUGCAGCAAGCAAUUCCUUUUAAAACUUGGUAAACUUGCUUUUGACAACCUUGAGAAAGGCAAUCUCAAAUUUUAUGUGGAAGAUCUGACAGAGAAUGGCAUUGAUGUCGCUGAAACUUCAGUUUACUCUGGAGUGUGCACAGAAGUCUUUAAAGAGGAGUAUGGGUUGUACCUGGAGAAGGUGUACUGCUUUGUGCAUCUGAGCAUCCAGGAGUAUCUCGCUGCCUUAUAUGUGUUUCUGUCAAACUCAUCAGCUGACUUGCUGGAGACUGCAGUGGAUCAGGCAUUAGAGAGCAAGAAUGGACACUUGGACCUCUACCUCCGCUUCCUCCUGGGCCUCUCAACAGACUCCAGUAAGACUCUGUUACAAAAGCUACUGGGGCCAACAGAAACCAGCUCACAUACCAUUAAGGAUACAGCCCAGUACAUCAAGGGGAAAAUAAAGGAGAAUUUAUCUCCAGAAAGGACCAUCAAUCUGUUCCACUGUCUGACUGAACUGGGUGACAAUUCUCUAGUAGAGGAAGUACAAAGAUACCUGAAUUCAGGAAACAUUUCAGCAGAUGACCUCUCACCUGCACAGUACUCAGCUCUGGCCUUUGUGAUGCUGAUGUCAGAUGAGGAGCUGGAUGUGUUUGAUCUGAAGAAAUACAACAGACGAGAUAAAGAGCACUGCAGGCUGCUGCCUGUGGUCAAGAACUCCAGGACGGCUCUGAUGAACAGCUGUGAUCUCAUAGAUAAACACUGUGAAGUGCUGUCUUCAGCCCUAAGAUCAAACUCUCCCCCCCUGAGAGAGCUGGACCUGAGUGAUAAUAACCUGAAAGAUUCAGGAAUGAAGCUGCUCUCUGCUGCACUGGAAGAUUUACACUGUAAACUGGAGAUAUUGAGGGUGGGCCGGUGUGAACUCACAGAGAAAUGCUGUGAGUCACUGGCUUCAGCUCUCAGAUCAAACUCCUCACCCCUGAGAGAGCUGGACCUGAGUAACAAUGACCUGCAGGACUCAGGAGUGAAGCUGCUCUCUGUUGGACUGGAGGACUUACACUGUAAACUGGAGAUACUGAGGCUGUCAGGCUGUAGAGUCACAGAAGAAGGCUGUUCUUACCUGGCUUCAGCUCUGAGGUCAAACCCCUCACACCUGAGAGAGCUGGACCUGAGCUACAAUCACCCAGGAGACUCGGGAGUUAAGCUGCUCUCUGCUGUACUGGAGGAUCCCAGCUGUAAACUGGAGAAGCUGAAGCUGUCAGGCUGUAGAGUCACAGAAGAAGGCUGUUCUUCCCUGGCUUCAGCUCUGAAGUUAAACCCCUCACACCUGAGAGAGCUGGACCUGAGCUACAAUCACCCAGGAGAUUCAGGAGUGAAGCUGCUCUCUGCUGCACUGGGGGAUUUACACUGUAAACUGGAGAUACUGAGGCUGUCAGGCUGUAGAGUCACUGAAGAAGGCUGUUCUUCCCUGGCUUCAGCUCUGAAGUUAAACCCCUCACACCUGAGAGAGCUGGACCUGAGCUACAAUCACCCAGGAGAUUCAGGAGUGAAGCUACUCUCUGCUGUACUGGAGGAUCUCAGCUGUAAACUGGAGAAGCUGCAGGUGGGCCGGUGUGAACUCACAGAGAAAUGCUGUGAGGCGCUGGCUUCAGCUCUCAGAUCAAACUCCUCACCCCUGAGAGAGCUGGACCUGAGUGACAAUGACCUGCAGGACUCAGGAGUGAAGCUGCUCUCUGCUGGACUGGGGGACUUACACUGCAACCUGGAGAUACUGAGACUGUCAGGCUGUAGAGUCACAGAAGAAGGCUGUUCUUCCCUGGCUUCAGCUCUGAGGUCAAACCCCUCACACCUGAGAGAGCUGGAUCUGAGCUACAAUCACCCAGGAGACUCAGGAAUGAAGCUGCUCUCUGCUGUACUGGAGGAUCCCAGCUGUAAACUGGAGAAGCUGAAUGUGGAUCACGGUGGAGAGUGCAGGACCAGACCAGGCUUACAGAAAUACUCCUGCCAGCUGACGCUGGACCCCAACACAGCACACAGACGCCUGUCUCUGUCAGGGGGGAACAGGAAGGUGACAGGGGGGGCAGAGCAGCCAUAUCCUGAUCAUCCAGAGAGAUUUGACAGCCGCCCCCAAGUUCUGUGCAGAGAGAGUCUGACUGGCCGCUGUUACUGGGAGGCUGAGUGGGAUGGAGAUGCAGCCUGGAUAGGAGUGACUUAUAAAGGGAUCGGGAGGAAGGGAGGGAGGGACUGUGGGCUUGGAUACAAUGACAAGUCAUGGUGUCUGUACUGUAAUACUGACAGAUACUCUGUCCGGUACAAUAAUAAACAGACUCUCAUACCCAUACGGCCCUCAGGCUCCCACAGAGUAGGAGUGUAUCUGGACUGGGGGGCUGGUGCUCUGUCCUUCUACAGAGUCUCCUCUGAUGGACUGACCCCCCUGCACAGAUUCACCUCCUCAUUCACUGAGUCCCUCUAUCCAGGGUUUUGGGUUUAUAGAAACUCCUCAGUGUCACUGAGACGUGUUGCUGGUUCUCCAGCAAAAAGGUAAAAUCUCUGCUUUUUAACCUUUAUAAUCCUUUUUACUCUGAAAUGUAUAGAACUGUGCAAAAGUCUUAGGCAGGCAAAGAAAAUGAUGUUUAGAUUAUCCUCCUGUUGGUGUAAAACUAUGAUAUGAUGCCUGUCAAAGUGUGUCAGCUUCGCCAUUUCAGAACCUCUGCUAAAAUCAUCCCAGUAUUUGCAGCGACCGUCCAGUGCAGCCAUGUAUUGUUUGACUUGGCCACUAACACACCUCAUACAGCUGGUCAAUCUCUCACUGACUUUUUAAACUGAUAUAUUUAAUUAUUUAAUUAAUCUGUUGGUGAAAUUUAACAAAAUCAUGGAACGGCUGAGCUGCCCCUGAGGAGAAGUUUGGGAACUGAAGCGGUGUUCAUCUAGCCAUCCAACUAGAUAUCAGUAACUUUUUAGAACACAGAAGAAAUUAUUACUAGUUUUUAUUGUGUUACUCUUAAUUUGCAGACGUUCUAAUGUUAAAUUGUGUUUUUUGUUCUAAGCCAAAGUACACUUGCUACCCAGAUAAACAGCUUUAAACAUUUCUUUGGACUGCCUAAGACUUUUACACAGGACUGUAUGUUUGACAAAAAAUAAAUGACUGUGUUCAGUGAGCUGAAUAAACAUGAAAAAUAUAGUUUUUUAUACGUUUUCUCUCUGACUAAAAUGUAAUUAAAUGUAAUCCUGAUUGGGGGGGGGUAUCCCCU
Molecule: messenger RNA, 4900 nt
Organism: Brienomyrus brachyistius
Lineage: Eukaryota; Metazoa; Chordata; Actinopteri; Osteoglossiformes; Mormyridae
Product: NACHT, LRR and PYD domains-containing protein 12-like
Exons: 15
Coding region: 160-4194 (1344 amino acids)
Molecular function (GO): protein binding
Source: RefSeq, a predicted model, not a curated record